Messenger RNA from Labrus mixtus (cuckoo wrasse), 1246 nucleotides. RefSeq names its product methionine sulfoxide reductase B1b (gene msrb1b). Lineage: Eukaryota; Metazoa; Chordata; Actinopteri; Labriformes; Labridae. Gene Ontology annotation, molecular function: peptide-methionine (R)-S-oxide reductase activity. The transcript is spliced from 4 exons. The record is from RefSeq and is a predicted model, not a curated record.
GCGUUAAAUCCACACGAGAGGAGGGAGACACGGUCAUCUGUCAGCGCCGUUUGAAGGAAAGAAUUAAAGCAGAAUAAGGUCCAUACUGCCUUCACGUUAUCUGAACACAAACCACAGCAUGUCUUUCUGUCAGUUUUUCGGCGGAGAGGUCUACAAGGAUCAUUUCAAACCAGGUAUGUAUGUGUGCUCCAAGUGUAACCAUCCCCUGUUCUCCAGUCGAUCAAAGUUCGCCCACUCGUCUCCCUGGCCGGCUUUCACUGACACCAUCAGAGAGGACAGCGUCACCAAGAUGAUGGAGACGCUCACUGCAUUCAAGGUUCUGUGUGGGAAAUGUGGCAACGGGCUGGGACAUGAGUUUGUAAACGACGGCCCGGAGGAAGGAGUGUCGCGCUUUUGAAUAUUCAGCAACUCGCUCAAGUUUGUCCCCACCAAAGGCAAGGACAAGCAGUAAAGAGCGAGGUCUUGAGUUUUUCUGCUGCUCCAGUAUCUGCUGCUCGGUCCAGGAUGAGUGCACAGGUCAGGUCAGUGUGUGACGUGGACAGGAGAAAAGGCCUGAGAGGGAUAUCCUGUCUGCUGAAGGAUCUUUGACCAGCCUGUGACACAGUGAAAGGACCACACCACACUCUCUCUCUCUCUCUCUCUCUCGCUCUCUCUCUAUCUCUUUCUCUCUCUCUCUCUCUCUCUCUGCAAAUCCUUCACCAGAAACAAGUUACAUUCCUAAAUACCUCAUAUUUAGAUUUAUAUGAACUUCUCCUGCAAAAUUUCUCUCAACAAAGAAUAUCAGUACAUUUAUUAGAUCUUAAAAGAUGCAUCAACGUUUUCUUUCAGUGUUCACUUACCAUUUAUUGCUGCUGUCUUUUUCCUAAUGAUUACAAUAAUUACAUUGACUUGUCAGUAUCUUUCACUCCCAUCAAAUUCCUAAGAGUUAUUGUAACCAUGUUAUCUAUGCACUGAAUAGGACUGCCUGCUAUUUUUGGAUUUAUACAAAUGUAUAUUCAUGAGUAUGCAAUAACACAAAAAAAGUGUUUAUUUAACUUCCUGUAUGUCAUGUACUGUUAGCCAAAUUACUUGAAUGGAUGCUUUUUGACUGUGUCUCUGAGGACUUUUGUGUAUUUGUCAUUUCUGAGUGUAGAGCUUAUUGUGGUAAAAAAAAAAAAAAAAAGGAUUUUGAUUUAUUGUCCAUUGUAACUGUACAGAUACAACUUUAGAAGACAAAACAAAUAAAACAAAUAGUUUAGUAGAUUUU